Messenger RNA from Schistocerca serialis cubense, 633 nucleotides. RefSeq lists its product as uncharacterized. Lineage: Eukaryota; Metazoa; Arthropoda; Insecta; Orthoptera; Acrididae. The record is from RefSeq and is a predicted model, not a curated record. Bases 1 to 633 code for a protein of 210 amino acids. The transcript is spliced from 2 exons.
AUGCUUGUGGCUGUUAAUGCUUCUUGGAAGCUCCCAGUUGGGUAUUUCUUGACUGCUGGUAUAACUGGGGAGCAAAAAGCCAAGAUAGUUAGACAGUGCAUUGAUCUUGCUAAUUCAAGUGGUGUGAAAGUUGUUUCACUCACAUGUGUUGGUUCAGUUAGCAGUUUGUCAAUGGCUAGAUAUUUAGGCUGUGAUCUCAAUUGUGAAACUUUGAGAAGUUCUUUCUCAGUUGAAGGGAAUGAUCAUGAGAUGUCAUUAUUCCUAGACCCUCCACAUAUGUUCAAACAUGUGCAACUGGGUACUCACCUGCUUAGCAAUUCUGUGACAGAUGCUAUACAGUACUGUUGUGAUAUGAAACUCCCAGGAUUUGAAGAGGCAUCUGGAACAGUAAAAUUUAUACGCAUUUUCAGCUGUCUCUAUGUUGUCUGCAAUUACAGAAUACUUUUACAAAGUGGUUUCAAGAAGGCAUUAAAUACAGCAAAUUAUAGUGCUGUAGAGGGAUUUGUUUUAAAGGCACAGAAGUACAUCAAGGAACUCACUGUCAGUCCAAAUCCUCAAGCAAUCAAAGUUAUUGACUCAGAUAGAAAGACAGGAUUUAUUGGAUUUGUGUUUUACUCAUGUUUAGCAAAUUAG